UCGCAGCUUAUAUUCUGUGCCCGGUGCUUCGCGUAUUCGCAUACGUAUUCCGUCGGUCUUACUGUUCGGUUCUCGUUCUCCAGUGUACAAGUUUUAAUUGUAAGGUGAAAUAGCUUAAUAGCUGAAGUGCACAUCGUUCUUUAAACUUUAAGUGAACCGCAAUCUAUAAAAAACCCAAUCAAAAUGUCCGUGAAAGCUAAGCUGAUGAAGGAAAUCGCCGAGCCGAUGGCCACCUCUGGAAACAAGGUCACCAUCGUCGGUAUCGGCCAAGUCGGUAUGGCAUGUGCCUUCAGUAUCUUGACCCAGAGCGUGUCCAGCGAGGUGGCUCUGAUCGAUGUCAAUGCCGAUAAACUGAAGGGAGAGAUGUUGGAUCUGCAGCACGGUUCGGCCUUCAUGAAGAACGCCCAAAUCAAUGCCAGCACAGACUUCGCCGUCUCGGCCGGAUCCCGUCUGAUCGUCAUCACUGCCGGUGUUCGCCAAAAGGAAGGCGAAAGCCGUCUGAACCUGGUCCAGCGCAACUGCGACAUCCUGAAGGGCAUCAUUCCCAAGCUCGUUGAACUGAGCCCAGACUGUAUUCUGUUGGUCGUUUCCAACCCGGUCGAUAUCCUCACCUACGUGGCCUGGAAGCUCUCCGGCCUGCCCAAGAACCGUGUCAUCGGUUCCGGAACCAACCUGGAUUCGUCUCGGUUCCGUUUCCUUAUGUCUCAGCGAUUGGGAGUUGCCCCAACCUCGUGCCACGGCUGGAUUAUCGGUGAGCAUGGUGACAGUUCGGUGCCAGUUUGGUCUGGCGUCAACGUUGCUGGCGUGCGCCUCUCAGAACUCAACCCGUCCAUUGGCACCGCCGAUGAUGAGGAAAAGUGGGGCGAACUACACUACGAAGUCGUCAACAGUGCCUACGAAGUCAUCCGGCUGAAGGGGUACACUUCCUGGGCUAUUGGUUUGAGCGUUGCUUCGCUGGCCUCGGCUCUGCUCAGAAAUACUUACAACGUUCAUGCCGUUUCCACUUUGGUUAACGGCGAGCAAGGAAUUACCGACGAGGUGUACCUCUCACUGCCAUGCGUCCUCGGCAGGAACGGCGUCACGCACGUCGUCAAGCAGAUUUUGACUGAAGCUGAAACCAAGAAGCUGCAGGAAUCGGCCCGCAUCAUGGCCGAAGUUCAGGCCGGAAUCAAGUUUUAAAUUAAAACCAACUAGCAUUUAACUAUUUAUAGCUACUAUAAAAAAAAAUUAGGAAUCAAUGUGGACAGUAGAAGCAUUUCUCUCAAUCUCACUCUUUAGAUAGAAUAAGUAUGCACACCAAAGUCUUUAACGUUAUCUGCCUCCUCGCGUUGAACAAACUAAAGAACAACUACUUAUGUAAACUAUGAUAGAAAGUAUUACAGCGGGAGACGACUCGCAAUCGUUGCUAAUCAAAAUAUAAGUCUUACGUUCGGAUUAUGACAAAAAAACAUGUUCUCUGUUGUGUAAAAUAAGAAAUGAAAAUUUAAGAAAACACAUAACACACCCUACCUCGAAGAGCAUUUACUCACAAUUCGGUAUCUCAGGAUUGGAUGGAAUGUUUCUAAAUCAAAUGAAAAUUCAUUUUUGCGGAUAGAAUAUGUAGUAAUUACUGCUCACAACCUCAAGUAUUACAUUGCAACCAAUGGAAAUGUUCGGGGAAAAAUUCUGUAAGAUAACUUACGAUACUUUUAACGUCGUAAUGCAUUCUUCAAAAGGUAUGCACUAGAACGUUUCUGAGGAGUUAUGCAAAAAACAACCAGAUCUCUACACAAAGCAAAAAUCAUUUGCCGAUAAAUUGAAGUCUACAUGAUGUGCUACAUGAUUGAGAAAAUAAAGCUAACUAAUAUAACAUAGGAUCAAAAA
Messenger RNA from Aedes aegypti (yellow fever mosquito), 1863 nucleotides. Its product is annotated as L-lactate dehydrogenase. Gene Ontology annotation, molecular function: L-lactate dehydrogenase (NAD+) activity. Lineage: Eukaryota; Metazoa; Arthropoda; Insecta; Diptera; Culicidae. The transcript is spliced from 5 exons. Gene Ontology annotation, cellular component: cytoplasm. The coding region runs from base 184 to 1179 and encodes 331 amino acids. The record is from RefSeq and is a predicted model, not a curated record. Gene Ontology annotation, biological process: carboxylic acid metabolic process.